This is a messenger RNA of Xiphias gladius (swordfish), 5114 nucleotides long. It is a transcript of the gene phex, whose product is annotated as phosphate regulating endopeptidase homolog, X-linked. Bases 26 to 2263 code for a protein of 745 amino acids. The transcript has 22 exons. Gene Ontology annotation, molecular function: metalloendopeptidase activity. NCBI's taxonomy places the organism in Eukaryota, Metazoa, Chordata, Actinopteri, Istiophoriformes, Xiphiidae. Gene Ontology annotation, biological process: protein processing. Gene Ontology annotation, cellular component: plasma membrane. The record is from RefSeq and is a predicted model, not a curated record.
GGGUGAGUUUGAGAUAUAGUAAGUCAUGGAGCUGGAACAUUUAGGUGGCGGCGGGGUUAAACCAGAGAGAGGCAACACUCGUCUCUACAGGAUAGCACUGGCCGUGUGUGUGUGCCUCUGUGCCAUUCUGCUGCUUGCACUCAUACUGGUCUCUCAGAAAUCCAGCCAGGAGGAGUUCUGUCUGACCCCAGAAUGCAUUGAAGCAGCGGGGUCUAUUUUAAGUAAAAUGGAUCGGUCUGUUAACCCCUGCGAGGACUUCUAUAGUUUUUCCUGUGGAGGUUGGCUGAAGGAGAACCCGAUCCCUGAAGAUUCCUCCUCAUAUGGCAUCUACCCCUGGCUGAGGCAGCAUGUCGACAUCCAACUCAAAGAGUUACUGGAAGCUCCGUCCGACCCUGAUGAACUGGAGGCAGUGACCAAAGCUAAGAUCCUCUACCGCUCCUGUAUGAAUGAGACCAUGCUGGAGAAGGUGGACGCUAAACCGAUGCUGAAAACGCUCAAACAGCCAGAGUUUCGGUGGCCUGUUGUGGGGGAUGGGCUCGGCGGGGAGUACCAGUGGUCGGCAGGUGAGUGGAGCCUCCUGAAGACCCUGGCUGAGAUGAGGAACCAGCACAGUAAGAGCGUCCUGAUUCGCCUGUACGUCUCCCCUGACGACAAAAACUCCUCACACUACAUCAUCAAGCUCGACCAGGCCUCCUUGUCCCUGCCCUCCAGGGAAGACUACAUCACCAACACUUCCUCUGCCUUGGCGUACCGUGCGGCCUUGCUCAGUCUGAUGGUGGAUACGGCCGUCAUGCUGGGCGCUCCGGAGAAAGCAGCGCUGACUCAGAUGGAAAAGGCUCUCGCCUUCGAGACCAAGCUGGCUCAUAUCCUGAUCCCCUAUGAAAACCGCACCAGUGAGAACAUGUACAACAGAUACACAAUCUCUCGCCUGCAGCGCUCCAUACCACAGUUCGACUGGCUGGGUUUUGUACAAGCUGUGGUGGAGUCUAAAAGCGACCCGGCGCGGUCCAUCUCCCCCUCCGAGUCCGUCAUCGUCCGAGCCCCGCAGUACUUCAAGGAACUUUUCAAGCUCAUUAACACCACGGACCCCAGGACUGUAGCCAACUACGUACAGUGGAGGACCAUUUUUUCCAGGAUCACCACUCUGAGUCGUCGCUUCCUCUACAGAUACCUCGACUACGCUCGGGUAACCACGGGAACCACCUCUCUAACCCCGCGCUGGGACAAGUGUGUGAACUACGUCGAGAACUCGCUGGUUUAUGCCACCGGGCGCCUAUUUGUCAACACACACUUCCAGGAGGACAAGAAACACAUGAUGGAAGAGCUGAUCAGGGGCAUCCGCUGGGCGUUCAUCGACAUGCUUGAGAAAGAGAACGACUGGAUGGAUCAGCCGACAAAGAAGAGGGCCGUGGAAAAGGCUCACGCGGUCCUGGCGAAGGUUGGCUACCCCGAGUUUAUUCUGAAUGACACCUACCUCAGUGAAGAUCUACAGGAGCUACAGUUCAAAGAGACGGACUACUACGGUAACGUGAUGCAGACGCUGAAGUUCAUCGCCAAAUCCGAUAUCGGCUGGCUUCGAAAGAGCGUGCCGCGCACAGAGUGGUUUACGAACCCAACGACUGUGAAUGCCUUCUACAGUUCUUCCACGAAUCAAAUCAGAUUUCCCGCCGGAGAGCUUCAGAAACCCUUCUUCUGGGGAAAAGAGUAUCCGAGAUCUUUAAGUUACGGUGCCAUCGGGGUGAUAGUCGGACAUGAAUUGACACACGGCUUUGACAAUAACGGUCGCAAGUAUGACAAGAACGGAAACCUUGACCAUUGGUGGAGCAACUCGUCUGUAACCGCCUUCAAUGAGAAGACCCAGUGUAUGAUAGACCAGUAUAAUGGCUACCACUGGGAGGAAGCGGGCCUGAAUGUGCGGGGUAAGAGGACUCUGGCAGAGAACAUAGCAGACAAUGGAGGAAUACGAGAAGCGUUCAGGGCAUACAGGCGGUGGGUAGCUGAGAGCAGAGGUGGUGUGGAGGAGCCCCUGCUGCCCGGAGUCAGACUGAACAACAACCAGCUGUUCUUCCUGAGCUAUGCACACGUGAGAUGUAACUCGUACAGACCGGAAGCAGCCAGGGACCAGAUCCAGACUGGGGCCCACAGUCCGCCGAAAUACAGAGUUAUCGGAGCAAUGAGUAACUAUGAAGAGUUUCGGAAAGUGUUCAGCUGUCCCGAGCCGUCAGUUAUGAACCGAGGAGCACAGUCCUGUCGGGUGUGGUGACCUCUGACCUCAGCCUUGACCCUGAGCCUGGCCCGAGCUGUCGGCAGGACGCCUGCUGAGAGGGCUGACAAUGCUGAACUUAGUUUACAUGACGUGGAAGCAAUGAAAGAAUUAGAAUAAAUAUGAACCUCAACUCAUCCACAUGUUAGGGACUGAAACUGUUUUUAAUUGGAUAUUGUUACUUCAAGAAAAUUGUAAUUGUAAUGUUUUUUUCAGAGGUACAUCUACUGCAUAUGGUGCAGUUACUGCAUAAAUUAUGACCAGAGUCAUUUGUCAAGGACCAUAGUUUAUGGAUUAUAUAAAUAUUUGAAUAAAUAUUGGAGGCUGUUCUGGUAAAAACUGCAACUUUUUACAACAGAACACGUACAGUAUAUAUGCACUGUCAGUGUGACUAGAUAGAGCUGGAGCCUUUCAUAUGGGAAUAAAGAAUUUAUACAUUAAGGUAACAGUACAAUGACUGUAAAUAUAAUUAAUUUUUUUUUUUUUUUUACACGGGAACAUAUAUUCCAGAUGUUACGAUAACUGUGGGAAGCAGAAAUAGGAAAUCAGGUCAACAUCUGCUUAUAUUCAUUAGCAGCCUCGUCGUUGAAUUCCCAGCACACCAAGCCACAGAUUAAUUCAGGUUUGAGCAUAAAUACGAGCAAAUAAUGUAAAAAAAAUAAUACAAAAAAAUCAAGUCUUUAAGUUUUUAUUAUUUUUCUUGUUUCCCUUAUUUUUUUCUUGAAAUAAUUGUGAAAAGCCUUUGUUCUAAUUAUUUACUUUGCAAAGCAGUUCAACAGAUAAAAUGACAUCAACCACAGCUGGUAAAUUUUUAAGACUUAAUAGGUUAAACUGCCCAAAGUAGGGUAGGUUUUGUGUUUCGUGUGUGUGUGUGUGUGUGUGUGUGUUCUGUGUGUGUGUGGGCUCUCCUUGGAUAAACCCUCGGCCCCGUCUUGGUUUUCCUGUUCCUCGUUGUUUCAGUCUCACUCUUGUGUCGGGCGUUGAUAUUCAUUCUGCUGCAGCUCAGCCCGGGGCGAACGAACCCGCGUGAUUGCAGGCCCUCAAACAGGGAUCCGCUCUCUCCGUCCGUCCGUCCGUCUCUGGUACUGAGCUGCACUGCGGAGGUGCACUCGCGCGUCAGCUUCGCGUGGCAUUUGAUGUUGCUCUGGGAUUACUGGGAGUAUUUACACAAAGCGGAUUUAACAAGUUAGUCAGAAAAUGACAAGGAUCUGUCUUCUGAAAUAUUGUUUAUUCAUAAAUCCACUGUUCAGCUUUUGUUUUAUGUAUUUAAAUGAUUUUCGCCGUUGUUGUUUUGUUUUUUUUCUCCACAUUUAAUUGACUAACUUUUGUAAUUCUGCUUUUUGAAUCACUCUCGGUCUUGAUUUUAACCAAAACCUCUCAUCUAUCAGUUUGUCUUGGGAGCUACUGAACUAUGGGUCCUACAGAAACUGGCUGCACGAUCUCUUCCUAAAUUACAACUUAGCCUAGUUAUGGUGUUUUUACUAAGUGGAGAUCUGCGAACCUCUCGAUUUAAAAUGGGUCGCACCAAACAAACUAGUUGUUAUGUAGAGAUUAGUUGUCGCUAAAUAUUUACACCCAUUUAACCGCCAGGUGUAACCGUUACGUAGCUAACGGAACUAGCUAGCUUAACUGACAAAGCUGACGUUAGCCCCGCUAACUCAGGGCCCGAUUAAGACGGAAGACUGAAAAAAAGGUAAUGUGGUCGACAUGUCUGAGCCGAGACUCGACGAAAUGCUGUUUAGUAAUGAUGCUAACCCGGAAGAUUUUAAACUACAUUUCACAAAAAUAACACGAUAUACCUCAGAUCACAAAACGCGAUGCCUGUAACAUUAGCCCACGUGGCCGACUAAACGUCACUUUGCUUGCAUGGUCGGCACUUCCCUCUCACUGGAAAUGACACGAGUAGCACUAGUUCUGAAACACAUAUCUUCAUGUAUGCAAAUGUUAAUGACACAAAGUCGUACCUACCUUUACAAAGGAUUGUCGUCUCGCUAUGAUAGACUGUUUGGUCCCCUAAAACUGUUUAUUUCAGAAGUUAUGUAACAGCUGAUGGCGCUACCGUCGCUUGCUAUUUACAUGUUUGAUUCAGAUGUUUAUUGUCGAUGUCUUAACCACGUAAGGCAUUUCAAGUUUUAAUGGUGUAACCUGAUUUAGUAGUAGUUUGAAACUUGAACUUUCAUAGGGACUUUAUGCAAAAAACGAAACUGGAUAUUACUGCUAGCAGUUAUUUGCAUUACCGAUUAAUCUGUUGAUUAUUUGACACAAAUAAUCUUUUAUUCUAAAAACUUUUCAUCUAAAAGAUCUAAAAAUCUAAUUUAUCUAUAAAUGUCAGUGUCAAAUAGUGAAAAAUCCUAAUUUCCCAGUUGAUGUCUUCAGAUGUCAUCUUUUUCCUAACCAGCUUUUUAAAACCCAAAGAUAUGCAGUUUGCAAUAAUGUAAAAUAGUGAAAAGAAAGCAAAAUCCUCAAAUUCUGGGAGGCCGAAAAUAGUAUUUCACCAUGAUAAAUGACUUUAACGAUUUAUUGAUUAACAGCAUUUCUGGCGAUCAAUCUUUGUCAGUCUACCAAUUGCUUAAUCGACUGAUUGUUUCAGCACUGCACAAUAAGAUCACUCUAAUAACCCAGUACUGUAAUAGGAGUGCACAGUUUAAAUAAACUGAACUGACUGUCUGUUAGAAAAUUUUAGGCUCUUUAUUUACAUUUUACCAUCUGGAGAUGUUUUUCGUGAUACACCUUUUUUUAUGUCAUGCGAUGGAUUAUAACUGCCAUUGUUCUAGUACCAAUUUGUACCUGUAUGUUGUGAUCAUGGUUCACUGUGUCUGUUUGUUUGUUUUUUGGUUUGUUUUUUUUUGGU